AAGUGAUAAAGGGGCAGGGAUGUGGAGGGUGGGGGGAAAUGAUUUCAGAAUGUCUUUUAAAGAAACAGCUUGAGAGCUUCAAAGGCAUUUUCUUUUACCUGGUUCCCAGUCCAUUUGUCACCAUCCUCCAAAUGUGUGUGGCUGGCGGUCUGUGUAGACCACUGUUUCUGGCAGGGGUUUCGCUCUUGGCCAUGGAGGUGUUUGUCUUCACACUUUCAGUCGUGCCUUCUUCUUUCCAAGAGAAUCCCUUCAUUUAGGGAACAUACGGAACUGUGGUUUUUGUUGUCAGUGAUGGAAACUUGGUGAAUCCUUAGUAUGUGUUACAAAUGAAAGUAAAUAGGAUAAGUGGAGAGGUAUUUACUCUUUUGGGGGAUGGCAAAUUUCAGCUUCAAUAAAUUAUAGUUGCUUUCAUUAUAACAAAGGAUUUUUGCUUUUAAUGAUUUUUGAAAUGUUUCUAUGUGCCCUAGACACAAUAAAACUUCUAGAGCGAAGAGGUUUUUAUUCUUGUUUUUUUUUUUUAUUAUUGAACCUAGGUGUUUUCCCCCCAGUUUUUGUUUUUUUUUUUUUUUUUUUGGGGGGGGGGGGGGGGGGGAGUCUGUGAAAUCAUCAAGGUCAGAGAGUUUUGUCUUAUGCAUAUUUGUAUAUCCAAUUUCUGGCACAUGAUGGACUCCAACAGGAGUCUGAUAGUAGAUUCAUGUGGAUAGUGAAUGAGUAGUAAUGGCUAGUGAUGAUCAGUAGCCUCAGUAUAUAUUUAAUUUAUCUGAAAAAAAUGACAAAAAGUUCGGAGACAAGGCUGGUUUGGAUAAAACUUACUGGUUAUGAGUUUUUUUAGAUGGAGAUUACUGUUGAAUUGACCAAGAGUGUGUACCUGUGACUAAUGAGAUGAAAUUAAGCAAAAGGAAUAUGUGAGCUGAACACCAAGAAAUAUUUUCAAUAGAUGAGGAUGGGAUUAAAUCAGGCAGAGGAGUCCCAGUGGAAGUGGCCGGGGGACAUUUAACACCAUGCAUGUCACUUAAGGCUGCAGUGAACUUACACAAUUUACUAGAGACUGACUCUGGCUUUGGCAGGGUGAUAAAUGGGACCAUAUCUCUAGUCUCAUUGAUUCUUUUUCUUACACGGGUAUACAUUCACAGCCUCCCAUCCCCUAUGGACAGAAUUUAUGUGUGUGUUAAAUUUUCUGAUUAUGGUUUUCUUUUUUUUCCAGAAAACACUCUUUUCAGAGCAUCUCCUGGUAUCAUCAGAAAUGUCCUCCUUAAGUGGGAAAGUCCAAACUGUUUUGGGCCUGGUAGAGCCAGGCAAACUGGGCCGCACUCUGACCCACGAACAUUUGACAAUGACCUUUGACUGCUGUUACUACCCACCUCCUCCACGUUACAAAGCUACCUCCGAAGAACCUAUUAUGAUGAAAAAUUUAUUUUGGAUUCAAAAGAACCCUUAUUCCCAUAAGGAGAAUCUUCAGCUGAAUCAGGAGACGGAAGCCAUCAGGGAAGAACUGUUGUAUUUUAAAGCCAACGGUGGAGGGGCUUUGGUCGAGAACACUACUGUUGGCAUCAGCCGAGACGUGAAGACUUUGAAGUGGCUUGCCGAAGAGACCGGCGUCCAUAUCAUAUCUGGAGCUGGAUUUUAUGUGGACGCAACUCACUCUCCAGACACCAGAGCCAUGUCAGUGGAACAGCUUACUGAUGUCCUCAUUAAUGAAAUUCUCCAUGGAGCUGAUGGAACUAGCAUCAAGUGUGGUGUCAUUGGAGAAAUUGGUUGCUCCUGGCCUCUGGCAGAGAGUGAGAAGAAGGUUCUUCAGGCAACAGCUCAUGCUCAGGCUCAGCUCGGCUGUCCUGUUAUUAUUCAUCCUGGAAGGAAUCCAAGCGCACCAUUUCAGAUUAUCCGAGUGUUGCAAGAAGCAGGUGUAGACGUCUCCAAAACGGUUAUGUCCCACAUUGAUAGGACUAUACUUGAUAAAAACGAACUCCUGGAGUUUGCUCAACUUGGCUGUUACUUGGAAUAUGAUCUCUUUGGGACUGAACUCCUUCAUUACCAAUUCAACCCGGAUAUCGACAUGCCCAAUGAUAAUAAAAGAAUUAGGAGAGUGCGUCUUCUGGUGGAUGAAGGCUACGAAGAUCGAAUUCUGAUGGCACACGACAUACAUACGAAGCAUCGGCUGAUGAAGUAUGGAGGUCACGGCUACUCUCAUAUACUUACCAACAUUGUUCCUAAAAUGUUGCUUAGAGGGAUCACUGAGAAUGCACUUGAUAAGAUACUAAUAGAGAACCCUAAGCAAUGGCUAACUUUCAAGUAGGAUGGUUGUUUACAGACUCACACCUUGAGUAGAAAGCUUGCAGAGAACAUUUUUCAGUGAUUUCAAACCCACAGUGAGAUAUUAAUCAGGGCUAUGUAGGAUGAAUGACGGAUCAUUUCCUAUUUAUGAGAAUUAGAAAUUUUGCCUUCUCAGAAACCAGCUGGUACAUCGGUACCUUUAGGAAGUUACUGACCUAACGGAGCCCUCUUGUUCUGCCUUUAACAAAAUAAAUACAGAAGCACCUAUUUCCAAACAGUGAUUUACAUUCUGUAUCCCCUCUAGCAAAGUUUUGGUUUGUUUUGUUUUCUUAAUCUAUCAGCUGCACUACUUGAGGAAAUUUAAAGUGUUUCUAGUUAAAUUACCCCCUUCUGGAGCAAUCUAAUGUUUCUUGUAAUAUUGAUGAUCCUACUAAUUAUCCUGCUGUUCUUUAAUUAAUGCUUAAUGAAUAAUAUGGCACUUGAAAAUAGCUUCUGCAGCAAGGGAAGUUAAAGUUUGAGGCUUCCCCCCCCCCCCAAAGGACACUGUAAUACAAUCACCAAUUCACAAUGAUAAAAAUAUUGUCGAAGCUUGAUUAUAUUCAUUAUAUAUUGUAGAAGUUGUCUACCUAUCUAUAUUGACUAGUAAUAAAUCAGUUUUGUUGCCUGUGGCUUCCUGGUAUCCAUUUUUGCUGUAAAGCUUUGUUAGUUUAAACAUUUGUAUAAGGGGGCAUGAACACGUAACAUAAUACUGAAUUAUAAAAAUUCAAUGGUAAAAGUCAAAAUAUAUUACAUAAUAUAGUUUAAUGAAUCAUUACAUUUAUAAUAACAAAGGCCACAGUUUAAUUGAUAAUAUAUAUGCAAAAAAAGAGAAAUGUUUGCCAUAUAUAUAUAUUCCCUUUAUUUCCCUUACCUUUUAUUUGUUUUUCCUUGGGCCUAAACAGAGAAAAUGAUGCUUAGUUAUCUGAAGAAAAGGUCAGAUCUAUUAGAAAUGGCAUUCUGACUCUA
Panthera uncia (snow leopard) is the source of this 3276-nucleotide messenger RNA. It is a transcript of the gene PTER, whose product is annotated as phosphotriesterase related. Gene Ontology annotation, biological process: catabolic process. NCBI's taxonomy places the organism in Eukaryota, Metazoa, Chordata, Mammalia, Carnivora, Felidae. The record is from RefSeq and is a predicted model, not a curated record. Gene Ontology annotation, molecular function: hydrolase activity, acting on ester bonds; zinc ion binding. The transcript is spliced from 4 exons. Bases 1160 to 2293 code for a protein of 377 amino acids.